Molecule: messenger RNA, 3975 nt
Organism: Scomber scombrus (Atlantic mackerel)
Lineage: Eukaryota; Metazoa; Chordata; Actinopteri; Scombriformes; Scombridae
Gene: sema4e
Product: semaphorin 4e
Exons: 15
Coding region: 552-2882 (776 amino acids)
Biological process (GO): axon guidance; neural crest cell migration; semaphorin-plexin signaling pathway
Molecular function (GO): chemorepellent activity; semaphorin receptor binding
Source: RefSeq, a predicted model, not a curated record
GAAAGGAAACGCUCUGGUGCGGUGUAACGGGAAAAAAACAACAGCGACGCAGCCAUGUCCGGUGAAGGAUGAAAAAGUUUCCGCCGUCAUUCAACGUUCAGCCUUGAAGGAAACCGCAAGCUAAAGCGAAUCGGAGUUUCACAUCUCUGCAACACGUUGGGCAUCAGCAAACUAGUCGUGUGGGGUUUUUUUUACACUGUCCAUGCGUAUAUUAAUAUUAUGAAUUAGUCCGACUACCCACCAGCUUGUUAACGAGGAGUUAGUGGUUUAAAAACAACGUUUAAACAGGUGUUGGGACUAUUUCUUUAAUGGACGCUUCAACCGUCUUGGGCGUGUCAGUGCGCAGCUCUCCUCUGCUUUGUUUCUUCGGUCUGUGCCAUCCAUCUCAUCAUGGACAGCCUGCUGAGCGGGGCCAGUAAAGGGGCCAGUGCCCUUCAGUUAGUAAAGACCUCAUCGCGUCAUAGAAGCCACUCGCUGCCUUUACCCCUGUACGACUGACUGUUACAGAAACAAUAAAGCUUAAAUUCCUCUUAGACUCAAACAAAGGAGCCAUGCAUCCGCUGCUGUCCCUCGGUGUCUUUUGGCUGCUGCCCCUGGCCUUGACACUGGGAGAAGACUCACCAUUGGACUGUAUCCCACGCAGAACUGUGCUCUAUAAUAGGGAUAAUGCUCACCUGUUUCAUGAGGAGGGUGUGUUCAACUACUCGACCAUGCUGCUGAGAGAGGACCUGGGUCUGCUAAUGCUGGGUGCCAGGGAGGCAGUGUAUGCUCUGGACCUUAACAAUGUCUCCAAGAAACUUGCUUCGGUGAAAUGGGAAGUGACAGACAAACAAAAAACCGACUGUAAAAACAAAGGGAAAGAUCUUGAGACGGAGUGUAAAAACUAUAUCAGAACCCUGCAUAAGAUGGAUGAUAACAGGAUGUAUGUUUGUGGAACCAAUGCUUUUGAUCCAGAGUGUGACUACAUGUCAUACGUGGAUGGAAUCCUGACUCUGGAGAAAAAAAUAGAGGAUGGGAAAGGGAAGUGUCCAUUUGAUCCUUUCCAGAGAUAUGCCUCUAUCGUGGUUGAUGACAGCCUGUACUCAGCCACGUCAAUGAAUUUCCUGGGCUCUGAACCCGUCCUGAUGCGCAACUCUGAUACCUCCAUACGCACUGAGUUCAAAAGUUCCUGGCUCAAUGAGCCCAACUUUGUUUCCAUGGCUCAGAUGCCGGAGAGUGAGAAAAGUUAUCAGGGAGAUGAUGACAAGGUUUACCUGUUCUUCAGUGAGACAGCUGUGGAGUGCGACUGUUACAACAAACUGGUGGUCUCCCGUGUGGCCCGUGUCUGCAAGGGAGACGUGGGAGGUCUGAGGACUUUACAGAAGAAAUGGACAUCCUUCCUGAAGGCCAGGAUGGACUGCCCAGUGCUGGAGUCCCAGCUUCCCUACAUUAUCCAAGACUCUUACCGCUGGUGUGACCUCCAGCAGCCCUGGAAGGACUGUUUGUUCUUUGCCAUCUUCACACCACAGUCGGACACAUCAGGCCUGUCGGCAGUGUGUGUGUACCGCGUGUCUGACAUCAGCAGAGUGUUUGCAGAGGGCAAGUAUAAGUCUCCAGUCACCGUAGAAACCUCUUUUGUUAAGUGGGUCAUGUAUAGCGGAGAAGUCCCCGUCCCUCGGCCCGGAGCUUGUAUAGACAAUGCAGCUCGUAAAGAGGGCAUAAAAGUGUCUCUGGAUCUCCCAGACCGGACCCUUCAAUUUAUCAAAGAUAAGCCCCUCAUGGACCAUGUCAUCCAGCCAAUAGGCGAGAAGCCUCUACUAGUGCGAAAGGGGGCUACAUUUACAUGCAUCAUAGUCAACCAAGCGCAGGCGGCAGAUGGAAACAAGUACCACGUGAUGUUCGUAGGCACAGAGGAAGGCACCAUUCUGAAAGCUGUGAACUAUGAUGGAGAAAUGUUCAUCAUAGAAGAAGUACAACUCUUCAAGCCCCCAGAGCCAAUCAAGAUUCUGAAAUUUUCCAACGUCACGGGUCAGCUAUAUGCAGGCUCAGACUACGGUGCAGUGCAGAUACCACUAGCCACCUGUGGGAGAUCCCUUUCCUGUAUGGACUGUGUUUUAGCCAGGGACCCAUACUGUGGCUGGGACAAAGUUGCUGGAAAAUGUGUCGCCCUUUCUGAUGCACAAAGUGAACUAAUCCAAAGUGUGAAAGAUGGAAAUGCCACUCUCUGCCCAGGAGCUGACCCUGUGAAACCUGUGAAUCAGAUCAUCUGGCCAGGUGGCAACCUGAAGCUCCAUUGCCCUUCGCCCUCCAACUUGGCAAAUAUCAUGUGGCAGCAGGACGACCGCUCUCUCAGCUUUUCACCUCUCAUUCUGCAUCAACCGGAUGGACUGCUCAUCCUCAACGCAUCAUACUCCAAUGCUGGUCGGUAUCGGUGCGUGUCUGUGGAACGCUCCAAAGUCGCUGAGUACACAACCACCAUUGCAGAGUACCAGGUCAACGUAGACCCAGAUGCUGGCAAGGAUGGACACAGAUUUGGUCCCCAGCCUCAGAGGGGUGGCCCCUCUGUGGCUGGACUGCAGGCUGUAGUCGGGCUGCUAGUGGUUUCUAUUCUUGCCCUUUUGGCCUGGAACUUUUACAAAGGCCACCUACCUCUGCCCUGGGAAUGCAGAAACAAGAAUAGAGAGCAAUCCCAGCAGUCCCAUGAGCAGGGGGAUCUCAACGCCACUGUGACCAAGGGGCCUGCAUUAGCAGAAGACAAACCACUGGUGUCUGGAGCAGACAACGGCAGCCGUAAUAACAACCACACUGAUGGAGAGGUGGGAUUCAGUGCCGCAGAGGGGGAGAACGCCCCAGAAGUUUCCCUUCCAUCUCUGCAGUUUAUAGAUGAUGAGUCAGAAAUUUGAAAAUGACCAGUACAUUAUAAUCCUCACAGCGAGAAUCUCCCAAACUGUUUGUUUCCAGGCAGAUGGACUGGAUUAAUCAAUUCUAGUGAAAUUGAAAUCUCAAUUUAUGGGGCAUUCACUAAGAGUAUAAAAAUAUUCAAAGUGGUUCGGAGUUUGUUUUGAGAGACUAUAAAUUGUUGAGACUGAAUACACCAAAACAUCGUAUAAUUAGUUUUGUUUUAUAACAGAUGGAGAGACUCUUGAAUUCCUGCUUUACAUUUACAUGUCUUUUCUAUUACAAUUGUAGGUGCAUUUUGUAAAAUGUGUUUUAAUGAAAAAUAUUUGCUACUAAAUUUAGAUUUAUAUUUUACAGACUGGUAUGAUAUUCACAGGGAAUGUAAUUUAAAAUUGAGCCAUUUAAUCUCUAACCACUAGCAGCAAAGAUUUUAGUUUUAUAGUAUUAAACCUUUUCUACCUGUUCCUUGUGUUGUUCAAAUGUAUCCAAAUACAGCAGCCAGGAUUUACUAGUUUUCAGCAAGACCAGACUUGCCAAGAAUGUGAAACACAGUGUGAAUGUUACCAGCUGUUAUGAAUAAUCUUUGAGCUGAUGUGUAUGAUGGAUCAGUUUUUGAAGUUGAAGUCUCUUUUUUAAGUCAGCACUUUUCACAGAGAAAUCGUUCGCCAGGUUUGAAACUCCUCCAUUUGAAAACUGUUUUUAUUCAUGGCAGCCUCUUUAUGUUCCAACACUUUGGUCCAGACCAAAUAUCUUGACAACUGCUGGAUAGAUUACUGUGAAAUUUGGUACAUACAUUUGUGGUCCCUAGGUUAUGAAUUGUAAUAACUUCAAACUCCUGACUUUGUAUUUAGUGCCAUCAUCUGUUCACAAUGUUAGAUUUAUGACCAAAUACCUGCAAAACUCAUGACUUUGCCAUCAGCCUCUCAUGUACUUGUUUUGGUGCUCAUUAGCAAAUGUUUGCAUGCUAACAUGCUAAAUUAACACAGUGAACAUAGUAAACAUUACUUUCUACACUUUUACUUUGUUGUUAAUAAAUUGUGUGCCCAAAACACACUUCAGCAUAUGGUACAAAGGAGAAAAAAAUCUUUAAUGUGUAAU